AUGUCACGCGCCUCGGCUGGCUUUGCGGACUUUUUUCCAACCGCCCCUUCUGUGCUGCAGCGGAAGCGCGUCCGAUCCCAGGAUCGUCGCGAGAAAGUGCCUGGCGAUGGCGACCAGAUCUCCGAGGCCACUGCCGCCAACCUCCUCCCGGCGUCCGACAUCCCCGGCACCAGCAGCACCAGCACCGACGAGGCCAUCUCGGGAGACGGGGAGCCGCCUCAAACGUCGACCGUCGCGCCGGAAAUGGAUGCAGUGAGUUUUUCUUCCUCUCAAAAAGCCUCUGAGGGGGUCUCCGCACCGUCAACGGCGCCCACGACGAAUCUUCAUUCGUCGCAUAUUGAUACCCUGACACCACUCACCAAUGCCGAGUCGUCACCCCCUCGCAAAGCUGCCAGCCCAUCUCAAUUGAAGGGAGCUGGCGAGCGCUCGCCUGACUUGGGCCGGGGAUCGAAUCCGGAAAUCUCAAAAUCCUCCAUCACCCCCGUUCACACGCCUCCCACACCCCAGUCGCAGAUCCGUCCUCAUGAGACCGUUAUCAAGGGUUGCAAGGCUGUCUAUGACCCAGAUUUAGAUAAACGGUCAUCGUCCAAGGAGAGGCGCAGGAAGCCAGAAUACGUGGAUAUCCUUGCGAGCGGUCAAGACGCCCCUCCACUGGACCCGCGCCUAGCCAUCUCCAACUAUACACGCGGAUCAGGUUGCAAGCAAAAAACAAAAUACCGACCGACUCCCUACACCCUAAAACUAUGGCCCUACGAUGCCGCAACGAGUAUCGGUCCUGGGCCCCCAGUCCAAGUGGUGGUAACCGGCUUCGAUCCUCUGACCCCAGUCGCCCCCAUCAGCGCCCUCUUCUCGAGCUUCGGUGACAUUUCGGAAAUGAACAAUCGCACAGAUCCAAUCACCGGUCGGUUUCUGGGAAUUUGUUCCAUCAAAUACAAAGACGCCGCCUCCUUCCGGGGUUCAGGUCCAGUGUCGGCCUCCAGCGCCGCACGGCGUGCUUAUUACGAGUGCAAGAAAGAGCAACGCAUUGGAACCCGUCGGAUUCGAGUGGAGUUGGAUCGGAAUGGCGCGGUUUCGGAGCGAAUGGCGUCAAAGGCAGUUGAAUCUCAGCGACUGGCCUCCAAAACCACCCCUGCACCAACCCCGGACACAAAACCAGAUCUUCAGACCAAGAAUAAUGAACCGCCACCGACCGCGCCCAAAGGUCCUUCCGGUCGAUCGGCCAUGCGGCCUGGAGUCACGAUCCCCGAGGGGCCAAGGGCUAGCGUUCGAUCCCCUGCCGCGCUAUCACUGGUCGAGGAUGUGCCCAUCUUGAGCCAAAUCAAGCGUGAACCUUACAUUUUCAUUGCUCAUUGCUAUGUGCCAGUCCUCAGUACCACGAUCCCACACUUGAGAAAGCGACUCAAGCUCUUUGGAUACAAGGAUAUCCGAUGUGACCUGACCGGAUACUAUAUUAUCUUCGAGAAUUCACGACGAGGUGAGCAGGAGACGGAGCGGUGCUUUCGGUUAAGCCACAUGAAACCUCUGUUCACCUAUAUCAUGAAUAUGGAGAGCCAACCAUAUGGCAACCCGAACUAUGAGCGCAGUCCUAGCCCCGAACGGCUUCGAGCUGAGCAGCGCGAAAAAGCCGAAAAGGAACGGACACGCAAGGAAAACGAACUGGACCUAGAAGAAGAGAAGAAGCUACGUGCCAUUGACCUGGAUCCUUGUCGAGAAGUGCUUUCAAUCAUCAUUCGCGAUCUUCGAGACAAGCUUUUGGAGGAUGUCAAGUCACGCAUCGCGGGUCCUGCAUUGUACGACUAUCUCGAUCCGAGCAGGCAUGCUGCGAAAAGAGAGAAACUGGGAAUCGCAGACCCAGAAGGCCCGAAACGGUCCAUGUUCCGCAUUGAUAUCGACAGUAGCGUUGGGACCCCGGAUACUAGGUCUGAACUAUCCGCUGGACGAAACCCACUGGGGACGUCGGGCCUCAAUGUCCUUGCACUCCCUCGUAUCCGGAAAGCCCAAGGCCUUGAUCACGCAGGAGCGGCCUUCCUCGAUGAACGGCGCAGGCAGCCAUUGCGAAGACGAGAGGUUCGGCCUCUGUACCACCGCCUUGCGCAGUUGCAUGAUGAUGAGGAUUCCGAUGACGAGCAACGGACACCUCGGACUCGGGAUACGGAAGAACAAGAAAGUCGGCCAUUGAGCCGUGCAAGUUCAAUCUCGUCUGAAUCUGAACAGGAUGAGGAAUAUCACUCGGAUGGCUUGGAGCCGUCUCAAGCAAUUGAAAAUGAAGUGGACAAGAAUCUGAGUCUCUCUCCCCAGUCCCGUAAGAGGAAACGAUUGACCGGAGAACACGCAACACGGAAACGGCAGAGACAAGACGAUGAACUCUUUGGCAUCGACUCUUCGGAAGUAGCGGACCGCAAACCCACAGACCAAAUCUCUGAAACAACUGCGGACGCUGAAGGUCCUGGGGCUAAGCUGGCUAUCCACGACAAGCAAUCAGAGAAAGUAUACUCUGAUUUGUUGCCUGACAAAGAUAUCGAACUGCCUGCCGAGGAAGAAUUCGUUGACGAACCGAGAGCCGAAAUCCACUGGGGUGUGUCCAAGGAGAAGCCGCGCGCCACAGUGGAAGAUGAUGAAAACAUUGUGAUGGAUCUGGAUGGAUGGCAACAUCUGAUCAAGGAUGAUGAAGAUCUACGGUUCCUUCGUGAGAUCAUGCCAGAGCAAUGGCAAUCUAGUGUUGGGAACCUUGCUGGAUGGGCAUGGAGGCAGAAGGAGAUCAAAGCGCUCAAUCGACUCGAGGAGAAAGGUCCGACAUACGACACACUCGGCAUCUUGGGCUACUACGUUCCGAAUGCUUCUGGCGCUGCUCGGACUGAAGGGCGCAAGAGGAUCCUCAAUUCCGAGAAGUCAAAGUACUUGCCGCAUCGCAUCAAGGUCCAGAAAGCGCGCGAAGAGCGCGAGGAAAAGGCAAAGGCGGAUCCCCAGACCGCCGCAGCCGAGGCGGCGAGGAUUGCUGCUGCCAAGACCAUCUCAAAAUCCACGUCAAGGUCGACGCGUGUUAACAACCGCCGACUCAUCGCCGACAUCAAUGCUCAAAAGCAGGCUCUCCCGCUGUCUAGCGGCGAGGGUGACGUUCUUCGGUUUAACCAGCUGAAGAAGCGAAAGAAGCCCGUUCGUUUUGCCCGGUCUGCCAUUCACAACUGGGGUUUGUAUGCCGAAGAGAACAUCACCGCCAACGACAUGAUCAUCGAGUAUGUGGGAGAAAAGGUGCGCCAGCAGGUCGCAGAUAUGCGAGAACGCCGGUAUCUGAAGAGUGGCAUUGGCAGCAGCUAUCUCUUCCGUAUCGACGAAAACACCGUCAUCGACGCGACCAAGCGAGGAGGCAUUGCCCGGUUUAUCAACCACAGCUGCACACCGAAUUGCACCGCCAAGAUCAUCAAGGCGGAUGGCAGCAAGCGGAUUGUCAUCUAUGCGCUCCGGGACAUCGAACGAGAUGAGGAACUCACCUACGACUACAAAUUCGAGCGAGAAUGGGACAGCGACGACCGAAUCCCCUGUCUCUGCGGUUCCACGGGCUGCAAGGGCUUUCUCAAUUAA
Messenger RNA from Penicillium lagena, 3579 nucleotides. It is a transcript of the gene set1, whose product is annotated as histone methyltransferase SET1. The transcript has 2 exons. NCBI's taxonomy places the organism in Eukaryota, Fungi, Ascomycota, Eurotiomycetes, Eurotiales, Aspergillaceae. The coding region runs from base 1 to 3579 and encodes 1192 amino acids. The record is from RefSeq and is a predicted model, not a curated record. Gene Ontology annotation, cellular component: Set1C/COMPASS complex. Gene Ontology annotation, molecular function: nucleic acid binding; protein binding; histone H3K4 methyltransferase activity.